Messenger RNA from Lathyrus oleraceus (garden pea), 859 nucleotides. RefSeq names its product endoplasmin homolog. Lineage: Eukaryota; Viridiplantae; Streptophyta; Magnoliopsida; Fabales; Fabaceae. The record is from RefSeq and is a predicted model, not a curated record. The transcript has 2 exons. The coding region runs from base 58 to 687 and encodes 209 amino acids. Gene Ontology annotation, molecular function: ATP hydrolysis activity; ATP binding; ATP-dependent protein folding chaperone. Gene Ontology annotation, biological process: protein folding.
GAUGAAGAAGAUGCUGAUAAAGGUGAAGACGAAGAAGAAAAGCCUAAAACAAAGACAAUGAAGGAAACAACUUAUGAGUGGGAACUUUUAAAUGAUGUGAAGGCUGUAUGGCUGCGGAGUCCAAAGGAGGUUACAGAGGAAGAGUAUACCAAAUUCUACAACUCUCUUGCCAAGGAUUUUAGCGGCGACAAACCUUUAUCAUGGAGCCACUUUACUGCUGAAGGUGAAGACGAAGAAGAAAAGCCUAAAACAAAGACAAUGAAGGAAACAACUUAUGAGUGGGAACUUUUAAAUGAUGUGAAGGCUGUAUGGCUGCGGAGUCCAAAGGAGGUUACAGAGGAAGAGUAUACCAAAUUCUACAACUCUCUUGCCAAGGAUUUUAGCGGCGACAAACCUUUAUCAUGGAGCCACUUUACUGCUGAAGGUGAUGUCGAGUUCAAAGCAGUCCUUUAUGCGUCACCAAAAGCACCUCAGGACUUGUACGAAAGUUAUCACAAUUCAAACAAAUCAAACUUGAAGUUGUAUGUUAGACGAGUGUUCAUUUCAGAUGAAUUUGAUGAAUUGUUGCCUAAGUAUCUGAGCUUUUUGAUUGGUCUUGUUGAUUCAGACACUUUGCCAUUGAAUGUAUCACGAGAAAUGCUUCAACAACACAGUAGUCUGAGGACAAUAAAAAAGGAAACUUAUUAGGAAAGCUCUUGAUAUGAUCCGUAAGCUUGCUGAAGAGGAUCCUGAUGAGUCCACUGACAAAGAAAAGAAAGGAGAGUCGUCUUCUGAAAUUGAUGAGAAGAGAGGUCAAUACACUAAGUUCUGGAAUGAAUUUGGAAAAUCCAUUAAACUUGGUAUCAUGGAGGAUGCCACC